GCUCCUAGUUCGGCACACUCGCUCCAACCAGCGCUUCCUAGUUCGAGCCGGCAGCCCUCUCGACUCCCCCUCCUCGUCAACAUGAAGGUCCUCGUCGUCGUCGCCUGCUUGCUGGCAGCUGCCAUCGCCCAGGAUUACUCUGAGUGCAUCACCAACCCCUCGAAGUGCAAAGACAAGAUCCCCGGCGGGUCCAACUUCCCCGACAUCCCCGAGAUCCCCGGCUUCCCCGGCGGCUCCUCCGGCGGCUCGUCCGGCGCGUCCGGCAGCAGCAGUGGCAGCAGCGGCAGCAGCGGCGGCAACGGCCUCCCCAACUUCCCCGGCAGCAACUUCAUCCCCUCCGUCCCGAACGUCCCCAACGUCCCCACCAUCCCCGGCGUGCCCAGCAUCCCCGGCGCCCCCGGCGCUGGCUCGUCUGGCUCUGGCUCCGCCUCUGGCUCGUCCUCCAGCAGCUCCUCGUCAUCGUAG
This is a messenger RNA of Thrips palmi, 465 nucleotides long. RefSeq names its product sericin-1-like. Lineage: Eukaryota; Metazoa; Arthropoda; Insecta; Thysanoptera; Thripidae. The coding region runs from base 82 to 465 and encodes 127 amino acids. The transcript has 3 exons. The record is from RefSeq and is a predicted model, not a curated record.